Giardia duodenalis is the source of this 1035-nucleotide messenger RNA. RefSeq lists its product as uncharacterized. NCBI's taxonomy places the organism in Eukaryota, Fornicata, Diplomonadida, Hexamitidae. The record is from RefSeq and is a predicted model, not a curated record. Bases 1 to 1035 code for a protein of 344 amino acids. The transcript has a single exon.
AUGUCUCUUCUCAUGCCUCCACCUCUUAAGCGAUUAUUGAUGCCUUCGAACACUACUAGGACACCUGUAACUGACCCUCAACUGCAGCCAACGGCUGAUCCCGUAACUGGCCCAUCUUUGUCACCGCUAAUACAAGAUGGUGUUCUGCUUGUCAAUGACAAGUUCAGCACCAAAUACGAAAUGUCCGAGGUGCUGUGUAAAGAUGUGCAUACCAUUUUAGUAGAGGAACUUACCAGUAACGAGAUAGAAGGCGGAAAGAAGAUUCUUUGGAUACUCGGCUCAGCCGUCCAUGCUAACACAGUCAAGAAGCUAAUUGUCAGAAAUAGCCCUCGCCUCCUGUUCUAUCCGUUCUUCGCACUUUCAUAUGAGCUUCAACAUAUUGAAAGUUUACUGCUUCACGACGUACAACUUAACAUACCGGAAAACCUAAUACUCUCAUACAUUGAUCACACGUUUCCAAAUCUGCGCAGGCUAUCUCUUAAGCUCACAACGGCGUCUUCUCGCCAGUUUCCGAUUGACCUCAUUAAGGGGGCAAGUCUCUUUCAUAAACUUGGAAUGCUGAGCACGUGUACCACCCCUGCUAUUGUACUUUCAAAGCUACAAUUGUUAGAGAUUGAUGACUGUCACUGGAUCUCUUCGCAACUCUUAUUUUCUAUUGCUGAUUGCUUCCCUCUGCUGAAAGAACUCCACUUCUCUCACUGCUCCAUGCCACAAUCGGAGAGUCUUCUUGGAAGCCAAGAUGCCCGCGACACGGGGAUUUGCAGUCUAUCUAUUAUGAAGCUUGAUGUGCUGGAGAUCUCGCUCUCUCUCUACAACAUUGAAGAUUUGGAUGCGCUAGCGUUAAUACCUCGACUCACACUUAAGAUUAAUGGAAAUGCUCGUAUCAGCGGUGUAGGUCCAGACACGGUGGCGCAGCUACUAGCUGCUCCCGUUACAGACCAUCCCGAUUCAGACGCUAGUUGUUAUGUGGAAAGAGCAAAGGAAUCCCUGAGAAAGCUCGACAGUAUGCAUACUCUGAUGUUAGUCGAUAUCUGA